GCUUGCGAGAAAAAAUGAGGUAUUCAACCACAUGCAAAAAAAAACCUAUAAGAACAAAUAAGGUGCCAGGUGGUGUUACAGAUUUUCUCUGCAAUAAUUCAGAUUCAUCCAAGAGGAACCAUUUUCUCUCUCCUCUUGGAUCUUCAACAAUCAUAUUUAAUUUUUAUUAAUCACAUUUUUUAAUCCAGAUUCUGAUUCUUAAUUUAUCUCUUUAAUCAACACACAAUUUGUUUGUGUUGUGUUCUUGCAUGCAUGCUUCUGUCUGAAAAUCAAAUGCCACAACCGAAAAUUCUUCGGUUUCUUGAUCAUCGUAUAUAUAUCGUCUCCGGAUCCAUCUCGAAGAUAUUAAAUCCCCGUUCGUGAUUCUUAUUCGCAGAUCCGUCUCGAAAUUUAAAAAAAAAUGGAGCAAUUCAGGCAAAUGGGAGAAGUUUUGGGAAGUUUAAAGGCACUAAUGGUGUUCGAAAACCACGUAUUCAACCCCCGACAAUGCUGUCUGUUGGUAGACAUGCUCACUUCCGGCUACGAAACGAUCGCGCAUCAUAUGAAACAGAAUCUCCGAUUCGAGGAGAAGAACACGAAAUGGAAAAUCAUCGAGCAUCCGUUGAAGGAGCUUCUCCGAGUAUUCAAAGAAGGAGAAUCGUACGUCAAGCAGUGCCUCGAGACGAAAGACUAUUGGGCGAAAGCAAUUGUCCUCUACCAAAACUCCGAUUGCGUCGAGUUCCACAUACACAACUUGCUCAGCACAAUCCCGAUAGUGAUCGAAGCCAUCGAAAUGGCCGGACAAAUAUCGGGAUCCGAUCAAGACGAAAUCCAACGCAAGAAAUUCGUUUACUCGCUCAAAUACCAGAAAGAUUGGAGGGAUCCAAGAAUCUUCCAAUGGAUAUUAGGCGACCACUACCUCGUUUCCCAAGACUUCUGCAAUCGAAUAGAGUCCGUUUGGGACGAAGACAGAUGGUUCCUUAUCAAGAAAAUCAAAGACAAGAUGCUAAACAACACCGGGAGUUCACACUCGAAACGUGACAGACGAAUGGCCGACCUUCUUCUAAACUACUUAAAUUCCUCCUCCUCCUCCUCCUCCUCAACAUCAUCGUCGCUAUUACUACCGAGUUCGACUUUGGUGAACUCGAAGGAUUAUCAAGUGAGGAGAAGGCUCGGAAACGGGAGCCAGUUGAAGGAGAUUCAAUGGCUCGGCGAGAGCUUCGCCAUACGCCAUUUCUUCGGAGAUGUGGAGCAAUUAGUACCGGAGAUUUCCGCAGACUUCACUCUUUCGCAUCCGAAUGUAAUGCAUUUUCUGUGCGGUUUCGCGGACGAGGAGAAGAAGGAGUGCUACUUAGUGAUGGAGCUGAUGAACAGAGAUUUAUCGAGUUACAUUAAAGAGACGUGCGGGCCGAGGAAACGGAUCCCGUUUCCGCUACCGGUUGCGGUUGAUCUAAUGCUGCAGAUAGCCAGGGGAAUGGAGUAUCUGCAUUCGAAGAAAAUCUAUCACGGUGAAUUGAAUCCUUCGAAUAUUUUAAUCAAGAGCAGGAGCAUUGCAGGUACAGAGGGUUACUUACAUGCUAGGGUUUCGGGGUUCGGGUUAUCUUCGUCGAUUAGUAGCCUCACGGAGAAGACUCCGGUGAGCAGGCCGUUUAUUUGGUACUCGCCGGAGGUGCUGGCGGAGCAGGACGAGUGGUUUGGCGGAGACGAUAGAAUCAGCUUGAAAUACACAGAGAAAUCAGAUGUGUACAGUUUUGGGAUGAUUUGCUUCGAGGUUUUGACGGGGAAAGUUCCGUUUGAAGAUACACAUCUGCAGGGGGAGAAGAUGAGCCGGAAUAUCAGGGCAGGGGAGCGGCCGCUUUUUCCGUUCCAUUCGCCGAAGUAUAUCACGAAUCUGACGAAGAAAUGCUGGGCGACGGAUCCGAAUCAACGGCCGGGGUUUUCGUCGAUUUGCCGGAUUCUUCGCUACGCGAAGAGGUUUUUGGCGAUGAAUCCAGAGCACAGCCAGAUCGACGCGCCGAUGCCGCCGAUUGAUUUUGGGGAGAUUGAAUUGGGGAUUGUGAGGGGGUUUCCGUUGAUCGGGAACUCGAAUUUGGUGUCGAUUUGGCAGAUUCCGUUUCAGAUGUUUGCGUAUAGGGUUACGGAGAGGGAGAGGGCUAACGUGACGAGCCAGAGGGAGAACUCUGAAUCGGGAAGCGAUGGGGCUUCCACUUGCGACGAGAGCGUCGUUCCGGUGGAGGAUCCGUUCACUUCGCCGCCGGAGAGGAAAUCGUCGCUGCCUUCGCCGGAGAUGAUGAUCAGGAAACUCUCUAUGUCGAAGAAAUCGAUGGAAGUCAGAACCCCCAAACAGCCAGGUACGCCGAAGGGAAGAUCGAGACCGCCGCAUACUCCGACGGGAAGAGCGAUGAGGAUGAAUUCAGAGAGUCAGCUAACGAUGAUGACAAUGAGUCCACGAACACGGAGAAGAUCCGGCCACGCCUCCGAUUCUGAACUGCCCUAGUAUAUAUACAUAUAUAUGUAUAUAUAUACAUACAGAAGCUGGAAAAAGAUGAUGAUUGUAGAACACUUCCAUUUUGAUUACAGUCUCAAUUUUGCAGUGUUGAGUUUUUUUUUAGUUGUUUGUUUUUUAAUUUGUGAUGAACUAAGAGUUAUAUUCAAUUUUUUUUCUAAUCAUUCGUUUCAAUCUGAAUCGACUGUUACUGAAGUUAUCUGAAACAUAAUUUUGCAAUAAUUAACUACUAACUUGAGAAUUAAUUAAUAAUUAGUCCACUUUAAACUGAAUAUAUAUUGUCAUAUAAAUUAAAAAUGAUAUCAAGAAAUAAAAAAAACCAAUUAGGAAUAAUUAAUUCAUCCAUAAUCCGCUUCUGCCAUUCCCACGAGAUUUAAAAAAAAAACAAUAAAAUAGAUAAACAGUUAAUUUGAAGAAAAAGAAAAUAAUUGAAUCAAAGUAUUAAUGAAAACCAAGAAAAAUAAAAUAAAUGUGGCCAUAGAUAUAGUUAUAUACUAGCAACCAUUGGAGUAAUCUAGGGCAGGGAUUCAUUCAGUUGUUUGAUACCUUUGACAUUUCAAUUCAGUCCCCCCAUGCAUG
Messenger RNA from Erythranthe guttata (spotted monkey flower), 3064 nucleotides. RefSeq lists its product as uncharacterized. NCBI's taxonomy places the organism in Eukaryota, Viridiplantae, Streptophyta, Magnoliopsida, Lamiales, Phrymaceae. Gene Ontology annotation, molecular function: ATP binding; protein serine/threonine kinase activity. Gene Ontology annotation, biological process: protein phosphorylation. The record is from RefSeq and is a predicted model, not a curated record.